Molecule: messenger RNA, 528 nt
Organism: Aspergillus lentulus
Lineage: Eukaryota; Fungi; Ascomycota; Eurotiomycetes; Eurotiales; Aspergillaceae
Product: mannoprotein
Cellular component (GO): extracellular region
Source: RefSeq, a predicted model, not a curated record
AUGCUCUUCUCCCGCGUGACCCCAGUCGCCUUAUUCGUCGCCCUCGCGACAUCCGCCCUGGGUGCGGUUAACACCAAGCAGGCUAUCGAAGGCAUGAACGCCCUGCAGAAAAACGUCGCCGAGGCCCGCAAGACCAUCGAGGGAUGGAACGGCGGCCUUCUAGGCGUCAUCCCCGUCGCCAGCAAAAUUCAAGGCGUGAAGAGUUCCGCUGCCGACACUCGCAGGACCAUCGAGCAGUCUGAUGCCUUUGGCGAUGAGGACCAGGAUGAGGUUCUCGCAGCUUAUUCCCAAUUGCAGCCAGAGAUUAUGGGAGCGCUUAAUGCAGCAGAGCAGAAGGCGCCGGCCUUCAAAGAUGCGGGAGUGGCCUUCGUGGCGAGGGCUAUGAUGGAGGAUCUCAAGGGUGAGAAGGAGAAAUUCGAGACCGCCAUUCAGGGGAAGGUGCCUGCUGAGAGGUAUCGCGACGCUGAGCCCAAGGUUGCUGAGGUCAAUGCUGCCUUUGAUAGUACCCACAAGGCGCUUGCUGCGUAG